Molecule: messenger RNA, 1254 nt
Organism: Aspergillus homomorphus CBS 101889
Lineage: Eukaryota; Fungi; Ascomycota; Eurotiomycetes; Eurotiales; Aspergillaceae
Exons: 5
Coding region: 280-1254 (324 amino acids)
Source: RefSeq, a predicted model, not a curated record
UGCAGAUCAUGGCGCAAACGCAGGGCUUGAUCCUGGAGCCAUGAGGUCAGACUAAUCUCUAGUCCCAGCGUUCGGCCAGGCGCGGAAUUGGUCGGGCAUCAGCCAAAGCCUUAGUCCAGGGGGACUCUAAAUUGGAGCUGCCCAUUCAGCUGCCUAUUCUUCAGUCUCUCCCUUGCUAUGCCCUAGGAUGGUGGUCUUUUCGGGUCUUCGCUUCUUUUCUCCGACUGAAAGUAUGCUGUUUUCGAAGACAUUGAAGUCUAAUGGUUGUCAUCACCAACCAUGGCCCUCAACGAUACUGGAGUGACUGCACCGCCGGCCGGUGUCACCCCCGACUUCACGCAUCCGGCCCAAUAUCUACACACAACAAACCGCGUGGUGGUGAUUGUGGGAAUUGCUGUCAGUUCGGUGUGCCUCCUGGUGCGAAUCUACAGCCGGGUGAUGGUGGUGAGGAAAUGGAUGCUGGAUGACAACGGAUACACGCAUGCCGGGCUUGGAAUCCACGCGUGGGACCUCACAAUUGAGGAAUACAAUAGAUCGCUGAAGGCCUUAAUGGCCGGCGCGGUCAUGUAUAUCCCAGCUCUCGGACUGUCCAAGAUCGGCCUCAUCAUCCUCUAUUAUCGCCUGUCGGAUAUGCAACGCAGUUGGCGGAUCAUCCUCUGGAGCUUCACAAUGUUCGUGAUUACCUAUAUGAUCGUUCUCGAAUGUCUGUUUCUGUUCGGUUGCAACCCCAUCCCGAAAGCAUGGGACGUGACCGUCGAGGGCCAGUGUAUCAGCCGGGCCUCGGUGUUCCUUGCUGGAACGUGCGCCAGUAUCACCAUCGAUAUUGUCCUUGUGGUCACGCCUCUGCCGGUGGUGGUAGGAUUGAACAUGGUCCGCAAGAAGCGCGUCGGGGUGGCCUGCAUGUUCGGACUCGGUGGAUUAUCGUUGAUCACCAGUUGCAUACGACUGGCUUCGGUGGUGCCAAUGCUACAUACCAACGACGAAUCCUAUCAGUUGGGGUCUAUUGUGCUAUGGAUCAACGUCGAAGCCACUAUAAUCAUUGUGACUGCCUGUGUCCCGUCCUUCCGGCAGGUGUUCUUAGGCUCGUGGGGCAGCAGUGGAAGUCGAGAGCGAGCGCUGAGCAGUUUUAGUCUUCGAAGCGGUCCGCGGCGACAUCAGGGCUUCACCAAUCUCACCGUCGAUCUGGACCCUGAUCCGCCGGAUUCAGUGGAGCAUGUUGCCCCCGGAAAAGCCGGUCAGGACCCCAGGCCUUGA